Molecule: messenger RNA, 5328 nt
Organism: Acanthopagrus latus (yellowfin seabream)
Lineage: Eukaryota; Metazoa; Chordata; Actinopteri; Spariformes; Sparidae
Gene: ehmt1b
Product: euchromatic histone-lysine N-methyltransferase 1b
Exons: 26
Coding region: 16-4092 (1358 amino acids)
Cellular component (GO): nucleus
Molecular function (GO): zinc ion binding; protein-lysine N-methyltransferase activity; p53 binding
Source: RefSeq, a predicted model, not a curated record
GCCUUCUUCUCCUCAAUGGAGGCCAUGAGAAGAAAGCAGCCCGCUGGUCUAGCCAUAGGCAGUGUGGAUAAGGGUGCCUCCACAAAGAAAGAGGAUCACAAUUCAGCAAGCAACGGCGAGGAGAUGCCAGAUGGUGACAAAGACGUAGCAGCCAGACUGGCCUCCUCACCGGCAGCAGAGGCAAUGCUAAACGGCACUGAACGUGACGAUGCGAGGCACAGGAGCCCAACACAUGGCUCUGCAACAGGCAACAAGACUUUACUGCUGGUAAAUGAAAAUGGCUCGUCAGACACGGAGCCGCCGCACGCUUCAGUUACUGGAAGCAAUGGAUUUAUUCUCACUAAGCAGCAGAAGGAAGGCGGCUCUGCGGCGUCGCCAGGUUUGGGAGUUUCCCCUCACAGGACUAACUGGUUGCCUUCGGGCUCACCGACAGGGGGACACAUGAACACACCCCUCCAUUCCUCUGCGUCUGGGUGUGCACAGAGUUUAGGUGCACUAAGGACUGACCCCAGCACAGGGACAACACCAGACACUAAAAAUGGCACAGCAUCGCCUCCUGCACCAGCUUCAGCACCGGUCACAAUACACAGAGCACGCAAGACCAUGUCCAGACCUGCUGUCAGCCCGGCACAGAAGCUUCUUAACAGGGAAUUAAGAGAAGCAAAGAGUGCCAAAAUGGAGAAAAUGGAGACUCACGCUGUACCUGAAGCUCAGACAUCGUCACAGCAGUCCUCCGCUCAGAACCAUCUACCUCAGACUCCAUCGGAUAUGCCGGCUUCAGCACAAACAGCCUCAGCAUCUUCACCAGCGCCUCCUCCACCUGUGGCUCCUCCAGCUCCUCCGACAGAACCCGCAGCACCUGUGGCUCCUGAAGCUCCUGCAACACAUGUGGCCUCUGAAGCUCCUGCCGCACAUGUGGCUCCUCCUGCUCCUCCAGCUCCAGCCAAACUCCAUUUAGGCUCCUACUCAGGAGGGUUUUCAUCCCGGAAGAAGAAGAGGAGGAUGGGGACGUAUAGUCUGGUUCCCAAGAAGAAAACCAAAGUGCUCAAGCAGAGAACUGUCCUGGAAAUGUUUAAAGAUCUUCAACAGUCUGCCAAGAGUCCGCAGACUAAAGAAGUAGCAAACAUAAAUGGGGAGAAGGUUGAAAAUGCAUCUGAAGAAGAAGAGUCCGAGGAGGUGGAGUCUGAGGAAGAGGAGCGACAGCCGCCAGCAGAAGAACCUGUCAGUGCUGCCCAGGAAGCAUCAUCUGAACCCAUCUCUCAGAUAUUGGAACAAAGCGUGUUUGGACAUGUCGUGCAAAAGGCUGCUAAUGAACCCGGUUCUGUGUUUGUGGUGGAGGCUGGGGACGAUCAGGAGUCUGAAGAGUCUGGAGAAGAAGAGGGGGAGGAGGAGGGCACAGAGUCCGACUUGAGCACAGAGUCUAGUCUGAAGAAGAAGUUGAAAAAGAAAACAAAAGCAGACAGCGCCUGGCUGAGGCCGUCCAGGAAACGAAAGAGGAGGAUAAAGGCCAAAGAACCAGAAAUGGUGGAUCAGCCUCAGGCUUCAUCUCAUGCCCCGCCAGGCGAUGGGAAGGAGUACACACAGAUUCCCUCGCCCGAGUCUGUCAACCUCAACAAGCCCCAGGAGCCUGCAGUUUCCUCGCAGAACAAAGACAUUUCAAUGUCAGCCAUAGAGGAGGCUCAUGAGCUUCCACUCUGCAGCUGCCGCAUGGAGACGCCCAAAAGUCGAGAGAUUCUUAUCCUGGCAGACAGGAAGUGCAUGGCCACAGAGAGCGUUGAUGGACAGCUGACCCGCUGCCAGAUCGCCGUCCUGAAACAUGAAAUGAUGCGUCCCUCCAACUCUGUACAGCUACUGGUUCUGUGCGAGGACCACCGUAAUGGCAUGGUGAAACACCAGUGCUGCCCCGGCUGUGGCUUCUUCUGCAGGGCCGGGACCUUCAUGGAGUGCCAACCAGACAUCAGCAUCUCUCACCGUUUCCAUCGUGCUUGUGCCUCAAUGCUGAAAGGUCAAAGCUUCUGUCCCCACUGUGGAGAGGAGGCCACUAAGGCCAAGGAGGUCACUAUCGCAAAGGCCGACACCACCUCCACCGUGCCCACUGUGCUCGCACAAGGACCUGCCACGCCUGGGGUCCCAGAGGGCCGAGCUGACACCACAACUGGCAGCUCUUCUCGACUGGCCAUUGGAGCUGAAGUCAGCGGCAGGGCCGACAGCUCGCUUCCCAUUCGUUCUUCACACGGUCUUGACACGUCUGCUGUUCCUGGAUCGUCCAGGAACGCAAUACUGCAGGCUGGGACAGGCACAACAGAGCCACCUUCAGUUCAUCAAGGACAUCCUAGAGAGACUCUAGAGAGCAUCCUAGUAGCUUUGGACACUGAGAAGCCCAAAAAGCUGCGAUUUCAUCCCAAACAACUUUACCUCUCAGCCAAAUCGGGAGAACUCAAAAAGGUCUUCCUCAUGUUAGUGGAUGGCAUCGACCCAAACUUUAAAAUGGAGUCUCAGAACAAACGCACUCCGCUCCACGCUGCAGCUGAGGGAGGAUACAAAGACAUCUGCCACAUGCUUGUACAAGCUGGUGCAAACUUGGACAUGUGUGAUGAAGAUCAACGAACGCCACUGAUGGAGGCCUGUGAGAACAACCACAUGGAGACCGUCUUGUACCUGCUGAGAGCUGGAGCCAGCGCCACGCACAAGGAUGUUGAAGGGUUCACGUGUCUCCACCUAGCGGCGAAGUCUGGCCAUUACAACAUUGUGGAACAUCUUCUGUCCACAGGAUUGAUCAACAUUAACUGCCAGGAUGACGGAGGCUGGACAGCCAUGAUCUGGGCGACAGAGUACAAGCAUGUGGACCAGGUGAAGCUGCUUCUGUCCAAAGGAGCUGACAUCAGCAUCAGGGACAAGGAGGAGAACAUCUGCCUUCACUGGGCAGCGUUCUCGGGCAGUGUGGACAUCUCAGAGCUGCUACUGAACGCCCACUGUGAUCUGCAGGCUGUCAACAUCCACGGUGACUCUCCUUUACACAUCGCUGCAAGAGAAAAUCGUCUGGACUGUGUCACGCUUUUUCUCACUCGAGGAGCAGAUGUCUUUCUGAAGAACCGCGAGGGAGAAACUCCUCCAGACUGCUGUAGCCAUAACUCAAAGGCCUGGGCGGCCCUGCAGGCCAACAGAAGGGAGAGGGACGCAAAGAACAGCAGGCUCAGUACAGAGCAAAAUGUCCUUCACAGCGACAUAGCUCUGGGGCAGGAGCGAGUUCCUAUUCCCUGUGUCAACUCUGUCGACAGUGAACCUUAUCCUGACAGCUACAAAUACAUCCCCGAAAACUGUGUCACCUCCCCCAUGAACAUUGACAGGAACAUAACACACUUGCAGUACUGUGUUUGUAAGGAAGACUGUUCGACAAGUAUCUGCAUGUGUGGACAACUCAGUCUGCGAUGCUGGUACGACAAGAGCGGUUGUCUUCUCCCUGAAUUCUGCCGUGAAGAGCCUCCUCUCAUCUUUGAAUGCAACCAUGCAUGCUCCUGUUGGAGGACCUGCAAGAACCGGGUAGUGCAAAAUGGACUCAGGACCAAGCUUCAGCUCUUCAGGACCAGUAAGAAGGGCUGGGGUGUCCGCACACUCCAAGACAUACCACAGGGGACCUUUGUUUGCGAGUAUGUAGGUGAGAUCAUCUCCGAAGCAGAGGCAGAAAUGAGGCAGAACGAUGCCUACCUGUUCAGCCUGGAUGAUAAGCCACAAGAUCUAUACUGCAUCGAUGCCCGUUUCUAUGGCAACAUCAGCCGCUUCCUCAAUCACAUGUGCGACCCCAACUUGUUUGCCUGUCGAGUGUUCACAACGCACCAGGACCUUCGUUUCCCACACAUUGCCUUCUUUGCCAGUGAAAGCAUCAUGGCUGGAGAGGAGCUUGGAUUUGACUAUGGCGACCACUUCUGGGAAGUCAAAAGCAAGCUGUUUAGCUGCGAAUGCGGCUCCUCCAAGUGCAAGUACUCGUCAGCAGCCAUGGCGUCGCUGCAGGCGGACAGCACACCCGAGGAACAGCAACAGCCCAGCGCAUCACCUGACACCAGCUCUUCCAACAGUCCCUCCAGUCCCUCCUAAAAGCCCUCCCAACACAAAGCUUCGCUACAUGUACACAUGACUGACGGACACACGGGGAUGCUCAUCUCCCUCCUCCUUGAACUUUGAACUUUUAUCAGUAAACUUGUACUAUAUAUCCACUUCUGAUUACAACCAUGGACCACUGACCUUUGUGAGAACCCAUAAAACACACAGAAACAGAUGCACAAUCAAAUCAUGGAUAUCUCGCUGCUCCUUUAUUCCACCUUGUGUAACUUGAACAGCAGGGGCAGCAAGAGCACACACUUCACAGGGACAAUACGAACAGUCUUUACAUUUCAUAGAUAAAUUUAGUGGGAAGGAAAACUGCGCAUUUUGUCUUUUUUUUUUAACGAUUAAUUGAUAUUGCUAUGGCUUUUCUUAAAGAGUCAUGAUCAAGGAAUUUUAAGAUCGGGAUGAGGGUAUCUUUUGCAAAGACAACCUCAGCAUACAGCUGGGUGUAAUGUGUUGACCUUUGUGAUCAUUAAUCAUCAACCAUUCCAGCAAAACUAGCUGAUAAAUACUGAAUUAUGUUUAUGCCACUUCUUUGAGUCACUUCAUCUUUGUUGCAGUGUUUGAACAGACAUGUCCAACAUUUGCCACCAUAGCUCAUAAAUUGAUUAAUUAACUGAAAUGAUGUGAAAGACAAAGAACCUGAGCAAAAAUUGGACUGUUUGUUUAAUCUGCUACACCAGUGAGUAUAGAUUGUAUGACACAAAGAUGCUGUACCAUUCCUCAAAAAUGAGGUGUUUCGAGUCUGAAUAAAUUGGCUGGUCUUUUUACUAAGCAUGUUUAAGGGGAUUGUCAUGAGUCAGGUAUUUUGCCACAGUUGUUGAAGAAUUGAUUUAACUGAAAUUGAGUUAGAAAACAAACAAGAAAAUGGUGCUGACAAAGGUUUUUACUUUUGUUUUCAUUUUUAUUACUGAAGUGAACAUAGUUUGUAAAAUAAGAGAAUGUUUUAAGUUUUUUAUGUUUAAUUUUAACUCCAGUUUUCUAAUCGUAGUUACUGUAGUUAGGCUGUUUUUAAUUUUGUUUCAUGAAUUUGCCGACAGAAGCCAACCCGUCUUUUUAAAUGUUGUUAGUAAAGCAGUGACUGUUGUGCAAAGUCUUGAAAGGUAUAAAUGAAAAAAAAAAAAGGUUAUAAAAAUGCACUUCCAUUCUGUUCUGUUACAUAUUUCUGGAUCGUGAACCAUCCAUCUAAUUGGUUGUAUCUUUUUCAAUAAAUUUACUACUAAUGCA